Fukomys damarensis (Damara mole-rat) is the source of this 2960-nucleotide messenger RNA. RefSeq names its product NIPA like domain containing 4 (gene Nipal4). NCBI's taxonomy places the organism in Eukaryota, Metazoa, Chordata, Mammalia, Rodentia, Bathyergidae. Gene Ontology annotation, biological process: magnesium ion transport. The transcript has 10 exons. Gene Ontology annotation, molecular function: magnesium ion transmembrane transporter activity. Gene Ontology annotation, cellular component: membrane. The record is from RefSeq and is a predicted model, not a curated record. Bases 1 to 1767 code for a protein of 588 amino acids.
AUGGUUUCUGCAGGGCCCCCAUCUCCACAGAAGCCCUGCACACACCAAGGAAGACCAGAAGGGUCCAGGAAAGGUUCCGGCCUCACCAAACCAGGGCUUCUGUUAACAGGACUGCUCCAGGGACGCACAAGCCCAGUUUAUGACUUUGUCCCUAUCACUGUGUCUGACCCCCGGGAAGUCACUUUACCUCUCCGAGCCUCAGUUUCUUCUGUAAAAUGUCACUUCAGAUGGUGCCCAGAUUGUAUUGAGCACAGGAGGAACACGUGCAAGCCCACCGAGGAAGAGCUCAGUUCUCGGAACAAAGCAAUCGAGCUGAAUGUGGUGCCAAUCCAAGGGCUGCACCAAUGCCAUCAUCAGAGCAGACAGUUUUAUAGCACAAGGAGGAUUUGUGCUGCCAAAAUGCUUAGGCUCUCACUAUGCUGCGGUUACCUACUUAAUGCCCAGCACAGAUCGGACUUCUGUGAUGAAUCAGUGAAAAAGGCAGAGCAGGGAGAAGGGCGGGAAGAAAUCCGGUUCUCCAACUCCCAACUCCGGGGCCAUUCCAGCCCCUGCAGCUGCGAGAACGGUUCCCUGAUCAGCCUCUACUGCUCUUCCCAAGAAGUCCUGUGUCAGAUCGUCACUGGCCUUAACCCUGAGGUACCCAAAAAUGCCACCUUGGACACCUGGCAGGAAAGGAUCAGAAAGAACUAUGGUUUCUACAUCGGCUUGGGCCUGGCCUUCCUGUCCUGCUUUCUCAUCGGCAGCAGUGUCAUCCUCAAGAAGAAGGGCCUCAUUAGACUGGUGACCAGCGGGGCCACGCGGGCUGUGGACGGAGGCUAUGGCUAUCUGAAGGACACCAUGUGGUGGGCUGGAUUUCUCACCAUGGCUGCUGGAGAAGUUGCCAACUUCGGAGCCUACGCAUUUACACCUGCAACCAUUGUCACGCCGCUGGGAGCACUAAGCAUCCUCAUAAGUGCCGUGCUGUCGUCCUAUUUCCUGGGAGAGAGUCUGAAUCUGCUGGGGAAGCUGGGCUGUGCCAUCUGUGUGGCUGGCAGCACAGUGAUGGUGAUGCACGCCCCUAAAGAAGAGAGCGUAACGACUGUCGUAGAGCUGGCUUCCAAGAUGAAAGACACAGGGUUCAUUGUCUUUGCUGUGCUUUUGACGGUGUCCUGCUUCAUCCUCAUCUUCAUCAUCGCCCCCCGUUAUGGACAAAGGAAUAUCCUCAUUUACAUCAUCAUCUGCUCUGUGAUUGGGUCCUUCUCUGUGAUUGCUGUCAAGGGCUUGGGCAUCACCAUUAGGAACUUCUUUCAGGGGUUGCCAGUUGUGCGGCACCCUCUGCCCUACAUUCUGUCCCUCCUCCUGGCACUUAGCCUCAGCACUCAGGUCAACUUCCUCAACAGGGCACUGGACAUUUUUAAUACUUCCCUGGUAUUCCCCAUCUACUAUGUGUUUUUCACUAGCAUGGUUGUUACCAACUCCAUCGUCCUGUUCAAGGAGUGGUACAGUAUGACCGCUGUGGAUAUUGUGGGCACCCUGUCCGGCUUUGUCACCAUCAUGUUGGCUGUGUUCAUGCUUCAUGCUUUCAAAGACUUGGAUAUCAGUAGCACCAACUUGCCCCAUACACACAAAAACCCCACCCCAUCUCCUGCCCCAGAGCCCACCGUCAUCAGACUGGAAGACAAGAACAUCCUCGUGGACAAUAUAGAACUCGCCAGCACCCCAUCACCAGAAAAGAAGCCCAAGCUGCAAGAGCGUGAAGAGAACAAGGACCACGGAAAGGGACGUUAAGGAGCCAGUUCAUCAGAGGGAGGAAAGAAUAGAUCCUCAGCCCUACACUGAAGCAGAGACCCUCACACGAGUCCCUGUCUGCGUUCAGUGUUCACAUCUCGUGCCCUAAGUGUGGCCAAGUCCCCGCCUCUCCUGCUGGCCCUGGAGCUCCAAAGGCUCAGGGGAUCCACAUUCUGGCUCCCUGCAUCUACGGCUUCAACUGUCCAGUUUUUGUUUUUGGUACCGGGAUUGAACUCAGGACCUUGUGCUUGUGAGGCGCUGAUGGAAAUCCCUGGCUCUCCCCAGUUUUUAAUGAAUGUGAUUUCUGCCUGUGACUAAUAUCAGCGCAGCACUACAGAUCUCACGAAUGACAGUAAACUGAGAGCCCUGAGAGUGUGAACUGCAGGGUUGACGAAUCAAACCUCAGAGUAUGUUUAUUUGACAUCGUGCCUUGAACUUCUGUGAAUACGUAACAGUUAAACUUGUUCUUCUGGUGCUCGGAGACCAGUCCCUGAUCUCUGAAAACAGGGCUGCCAAGAAAAGCCCUCCAGCAUCUUCUGUGGCUGUGCGGCCACUUAGAGUGGGACUGGCUGUGUUUAGGAGAGUUCACCAAAGACGACUGCUCCCUAGUUAAACCCUGAGUCCUUGCCAGGCUCCGGGAAUAGUAGGUGUUCCGUGUGAAUUGUCUCUUCAAUGCCUCUCAAACUCCCAAGGUAGAUAAUAUUUCUUAAUCCAUAACCAGAAAGGGACUCGAGUUAAAUAAAUGGCCAGGGUCAGUCACCGAGCCAGGAGGAGAUGAAGCUGCUCUCUGUUUCCAAGGCUGCAGUCUCAACACCACACAGUGUAUCUCCCCAAAACACUGUAUUUGACCCCUACAAGCAUAAUCUGAUACUACAUUAUUUCCUUGUGAUCUUCAUCUGAAUGUAAACUUCAAGAGAGCUUGUCCUGGUUCAUUGCUUACCCUCGGUACCUAGUACACAAAUGACAUUCAAAACAAAUCUGUUGGCUUUUAAUGAAGGAACAACUCCAUUCUAAACGGUCCUUCUUUGUCCAGAGUUAUUUGGGGACCAGUUUUGUUUUGUUUUGCAAUCCUGGGGAUCAAACCCAGAGCCUUCCACAGGCCAUCCACAGCCCACUUUCUAUUAAUAUUGAAACAGGGUCCUACUAAGUCACUAAGUUGCCGGGCCAGACUCAACUUUGUUAUCCUCCUGGCC